Messenger RNA from Histoplasma mississippiense, 672 nucleotides. RefSeq names its product 60S ribosomal protein L10. Gene Ontology annotation, biological process: translation; ribosomal large subunit assembly. The transcript is spliced from 3 exons. The record is from RefSeq and is a predicted model, not a curated record. Gene Ontology annotation, cellular component: ribosome; cytosolic large ribosomal subunit. Gene Ontology annotation, molecular function: structural constituent of ribosome. Lineage: Eukaryota; Fungi; Ascomycota; Eurotiomycetes; Onygenales; Ajellomycetaceae. Bases 1 to 672 code for a protein of 223 amino acids.
AUGGCACGUCGUCCAGCCAGAUGUUACCGCUACUGCAAGAACAAGCCAUAUCCCAAAUCCCGCUUCAACCGCGGUGUACCCGAUCCUAAGAUCCGUAUCUUCGAUCUUGGCCGCAAGAAGGCCAAUGUCGAUGAGUUCCCUCUAUGCGUACACAUGGUGUCCAACGAGUACGAACAGCUGAGCUCUGAAGCUCUUGAAGCUGCCCGUAUUUGCGCCAACAAAUACCUCGUCAAGGUUGCCGGUAAAGAAGGUUUCCACCUCCGCGUCCGCGCCCACCCGUAUCACGUCGUCCGUAUCAACAAGAUGUUGUCGUGUGCUGGAGCCGAUAGACUCCAAACCGGUAUGCGUGGCGCUUUCGGUAAGCCUAACGGCAUUGUCGCUCGUGUCAAUAUUGGCCAGAUCCUCCUUAGUGUUCGCACCCGUGAUACCCACCGUGCCACCGCGGUCGAGGCUCUCCGCCGCUCCAUGUACAAAUUCCCCGGUCGCCAGAAGAUCAUCGUCAGCAAGAACUGGGGCUUCACCCCACUCAGAAGGGAGGAGUACAUCCGUCUCAGACAAGAGGGGCGUGUUAAGAUUGAUGGUGCCUACGUGCAGUUCUUGAGAAAUAAGGGCAACAUUGAGGAGAACAUGAAGCGAUUCCCAGAGGCCUAUGAGAAUCUGUCGCAAGCAUAG